AUGGAAGGAAAGGUUCAUGCUAAUAUGACUCUACGUGAGAAUUUUACCUACAUAAACUAUGAACUCAAUCGAGCUCUUGCGGCUGACUAUUUGUUUGUGACCGUCUUAAUUACGGUUCUGUUGAUCAGUGGAGUUUUUGGCAAUCUUCUGGUAAUCAAGGUCUAUUACUUUAACAUCAGGGUGGAUCCACUGAGUGGUAGGGCCUUUCUCCCUGCCUUAGCCGUCAUGGAUUUACUGGCCUGUGUGGCUGGUUCCACCAUCUACAUGGUACAAAACUUGCAGCCAGCCUCGUUUUCGGGGGACGCUCUCUGUAAGUUUUACUACGUACUGGCUUACAGUUGCACCAUGGGAGCGUCGAUUAUGCUGGUAAUCAUCUCCGUAUAUCGUCACCGUAAAGUAUGUACACCUUUCAAAAAACAAUUUCCAGUUUUGUUGGUCAAAUUAUCACCAUUCAUCGCUGGAGUUACUGGCCUGAUCAUGACCCUUCCCAUGAUUCCCGUGGUUGGAGAAUUCCAGUACUUGCAUAAAUUCUACAAACAACACGGUCAAAAAUGCACCGUAUUAUACAACACAACCCUGAAGGUCUACUUUUGGAUUUACUUUGUCGUGAUCGCUUCUGUGUUUUUCGGUACGUGUGUGGUGAUAAGCUUCAUAAGUUUUCGUAUCCACAGAAUCAUCAAGAAACAAAUCCAAUUCCGGAAGUCAAGCAUGGCAAGAUCCGACACCAGUUUUUCUCCCAACCCUCAGCCGUCUGGAGCAGAAGAAUCGGAGUCAGAACAACAAAGCAGCAGCCGAAGUCGUGGAAGCCGGAAGUCUCUUGCGCACGGAAGUCUGAACGGAACGCUCAAGCAGGCGGUUAAGCCGAGGCACAAGCGGGAGAAACGGGAGUACGCCGUCAUGUUUCUGCUCAUAUCCAUCGUGUACGUGGUCACGUGGUUACCGACGCUGGUGGUCAAUGGGGUGAAGGUUUUAAGUCAUGGGAUAGAGGAACACUCCGCUCCCCCCGUUUACAUCACCCUCAGGUUCCUCAACAGCUUGUUCACGCUCAAUAACGUGGCCAAUCCGUUCAUCUAUUUCAAAUUCGACCGUGAGUUUCGAAAACACUUUUUGUCUUUCCGUUGUAAGAGAUGA
Magallana angulata is the source of this 1131-nucleotide messenger RNA. RefSeq names its product cholecystokinin receptor-like. Gene Ontology annotation, biological process: neuropeptide signaling pathway. The record is from RefSeq and is a predicted model, not a curated record. Lineage: Eukaryota; Metazoa; Mollusca; Bivalvia; Ostreida; Ostreidae. The transcript has a single exon. The coding region runs from base 1 to 1131 and encodes 376 amino acids. Gene Ontology annotation, molecular function: G protein-coupled peptide receptor activity. Gene Ontology annotation, cellular component: membrane.